This is a messenger RNA of Rhizophagus irregularis DAOM 181602=DAOM 197198, 3407 nucleotides long. Lineage: Eukaryota; Fungi; Glomeromycota; Glomeromycetes; Glomerales; Glomeraceae. The record is from RefSeq and is a predicted model, not a curated record.
AAAAAAUAUUCCUUUUUAGUAGCUCAUUUAUGAUGUACUACAGUAACCCUAUAAAAAAUUUUUUCAAUUUUCUAAAAAAUUUAUAUAGGGCAAAUAAGAAAAAAAAUUUUAUCUAAAAAAUUUGUCUAGAAAAAAUAAAAUUUUAUUUCCAGUAAAAACAAAUUUCUAAAUAAUCAAUGGGAACUAAAUUUAGCAAACCAAAUAAUUCUGAUAAAGAUACUGUUACAAUAUAUACCAAAAAUUGUUUACAUUGCAAUAUACUUUUUACUGAAGAAUUAUGGUGUAAUGAAUGUAUUAAUUCUUUAGAAAAAUUAGCAGAAAAUAAUGAUAAAGAAGCAAUGUUUAAUUUAGCCAACUGUUACAGGUAUGGAGAAAGAACAGAAAAGAAUUUAGAAAAAGCCUUUCAUUGGUAUCAAAAAGCAGCAGAAAAAAAUCAUAUUGAUUCAAUGUUUGAUUUAGCCAAAAUUCAUUAUAAUGGAGAAGGAAUAGAAAAGAAUUUUGAAAAAGCCAUUCAUUUGUAUCAGAAAGCAGCAGAGAAAGACCAUACUGUAGCAAUGAAUAAUUUAGCCAUAUGUUAUUACAAUGGAGAAGGAACAGAAAAAAACUUAGAAACAGCCUUUUAUUGGUAUCAAAAAGCAGCAGAAAAAGAUCAAAUUAUUGCAAUGUUUAAUUUAGCCAUAUGUUAUACAAAUGGAAAAGGAACAGAAAAGAAUUUUGAAAAAGCCUUUUAUUGGUAUCAAAAAGCAGCGGAGAAUGAGGAUGAGAAAGCAAUGUUUAAUUUAGCUUGCUUCUAUUAUAAUGGAGAAGGAACAGAAAAAAAUUUAGAAAAAGCCUUUUAUUGGUUUCAGAAGGCAGCAGAAAAAGAUUACAUUGGUGCAAUGUUUAAUUUGGCUGCAUGUUAUUCAGAUGGAGAAGGAACAGAAAAAAAUUCAGAAAAAGCCUUUUAUUGGUAUCAAAAAGCAGCAGAAGCAGUAAAAGGUGGUGAUGAAGUUGUAAUGUAUAAUUUAGCAAGAUAUCAUGAAAAUGGAAAAGGAACAGAAAAGAAUUUAGAAGAAGCCUUUCAUUGGUAUCAAAAAGCAGCAGAAAAAGGAAAUAUUGAUGCAAUGUCUCGUUUAGCUACAUAUUAUAGAAAUGGGAAAGGAACAGAAAGGAAUUUAGAAAAAGCCUUUCAUUGGUGUCAAAAAGCAGCAGAAAAAGAUGAUAUUUUGGCAAUGUUUAAUUUAGCUAAUCUAUAUUAUUAUAAUGGAGAAGGAAUAGAAAGGAAUUUUGAAAAAGCCUUUUAUUUGUAUCAAAAAGCAGCAGAAGGUGGUGAUGAAGAUGCAAUGUUUAAUUUAUCUAUAUGUUAUUUGAAAGGAGAUGGAACAGAAAAAAAUUUUGAAAAAUACUUUUAUUGGCAGCAAAAAGCAGCAGAAAAUGGUUAUAUUAUUGCAAUGUUUAAUUUAAGCAUUUUCUAUUAUAAAGGAGAAGGAAUAGAAAAAAAUUUUGAAAAAUACUUUUAUUGGCAGCAAAAAGCAGCAGAAAAUGGUCAUAUUGAUGCAAUGUUUAAUUUAGGCAUUUUCUAUUAUAAAGGAGAAGGAAUAGAAAAAAAUUUUGAAAAAGCCUUUCAUUGGCAUCAAAAAGCAGCAGAAAAUGGUCAUAUUGAUGCAAUGUUUAAUUUAGCCAUACAUUACGAAAAUGGAGAAGGAACAGAAAUGAAUUUAGAAAAAGCCCUUCAUUGGUGUCAAAAAGCAGCAGAAAAAGAUCAUAUUGGAGCAAUGUUUGUUUUAGCCAAACUCUAUUUUUUGGGAGAAGGAACAGAAAAUGAUUUUGAAAAAUUCUUUCAUUUGUUUCAGAAAGCAGCAGAAAAUGGUCAUAUUCAUGCAAUGUUUGGCUUGGCCAUGAUUUAUAGAAAUGGAAAAGGAACAGAAAAGAAUUUAGAAAAAGCCAUUCUUUGGUAUCAGAAAGCAGCAGAAAAAGGAAAUAUUUAUUCGAUGUUUAGUUUAGCCGAAAUUUAUUAUAAUGGAGAAGGAAUAGAAAAGAAUUUAGAAAAAGCCUUUCAUUGGUGUCAAAAAGCAGCAGAAAAAGGAGAUAUUGAGGCAAUAUCUUGUUUAGCUACAUAUUAUAGAAAUGGGGAAGGAACAGAAAAGAAUUUAGAAAGAGCCUCUUAUUGGCAUCAAAUAGCAGUAGAAAAAAACCAGAUAAAUUCUAAGAGUGAAACUAGUAAAAAUGAAUUUAUUGAUAAAUUUAUUCAAGAAGCACAAAUUAAUGCUAAAAAUAGUUAUGAAAUUUUAGAGUGGAUACCUUAUAAUAAUUUGUCAAGUAUUAAUUACUAUGAUAAAGGAGGAUUUAGUGAAAUUUACAAAGCUAUCUGGUCAGAUGGGCCUAUUUGUGGUUGGAAUUUUGAUAAACAACGAUGGAAUAGACAAGCGUGUUAUGAGGUUGUUCUUAAAAUACUUAAUAAUUCAUCAAGUUUAGAUAAUAAAUUUCUGGAUGAGUGGAAAUAUCAUUAUAAUUGUCAGAAAAAAUCACUUUCAAAAUUUAUUCAAUUCUUUGGAAUUACUCAAGAUCCAAAUAACUUAAAAUAUAUAAUAGUUAUGAGUUAUGCAAAGAAAGGAAGUUUAAGAAAUUGUUUAUCUGAUAUAAUUAAAUUUAAGUGGCAAGAUAGGCUACAGUUAUUGAAAAACAUUAUAUCAGGACUUAAAGUAAUUCAUGAAUCAAAUUUAACUCAUGGUGAUUUUCAUGAUGGUAAUAUUUUAAUGUCAAACAAUUACAAUGAGAUAUUUAUUAUUGAUUUAGGAUUAUGUAAACCUAUAAAUGAUGAUAAUAAUGAUAAUGAAGUUUGUGGAGUUUUACCUUAUAUGGCACCUGAAAUUUUGAGAAAUAAACCCUAUACCCCAGCAAGUGAUAUUUAUAGUUUUUCAAUGAUAAUGUGGGAAUUUAUAUCCGGAAUUCCACCAUUUAAAAAUAAAGUAUAUGAUCAUCAUCUUGUCUUAAGUAUUUGUGAAGGGGAACGUCCUGAAAUUAUAGAAAAUACUCCAAAAUGUUAUGUAGAUUUAAUGAAAAAAUGUUGGGAUUCAGAUCCUUCCAAUAGACCAACUAUAACGUCACUUGAAUAUAUUGUGUCUAAUUGGAUUGAAUGUAUUAAUUAUUAUUAUAUAAUGAAUGGAUAUGGAGAUUGUGAUGGAAAACAUAAAUAUUUACCUGAACAUUUAAAUGAUAUAUUGGAAUUUGUAGAAGCAAGCAAAGCUUUAGUACAAGAACAAGAAAAUUUCUCUAUUAUCCAAUAUCAUCUACAAGCAUAUUAUACAAGUCGUAAACUUACUGAAAUUCUAGUCAAUGAUAUUUCUGAGUGCAUGGAUUGUGAAAUUACAAUUACACCAUUAAAAGAUCUGAGUAUAAAAACAGAAAUGUCUAAAUCUAAGUUCUAA